AUGGCUUCCGAAGGUACUUCAUGGGGUGCGGAGGAUAUUGGGGCGCAGGGUGAUCAAGUUCAGCAUAGUGAGGAACAAGUUGAUAACUAUGCUCAUGACUCUCUUGCCUCUGGUGAUGCUGAUGCAGCGGAUAAUGGUACAGAAGAUGACGGCGGAGAAUAUGACCCAGAGUCGGUCACCAUUGGUACACCUGCCAUGGUUCCCGAGCCAGCUUCUUCUGGCACUCAACGUCAGACAUCAAAGCCCAAGAUGUCCGGUGGCUUCAUAGUUGAGGCUUCCGAUGACGAGGAUGAAGAUGAGGACGAGGACGAGGACGAAGAUGAAGAUGAGCAGCCUGCCAGUGCCGUUCCCCAAACCGAUGCAGUCUCUACCCAAAACCACCCUGGCCCUUCCACUACGUCUGAUGAACACGUUCCUGCAGCUCCAACUCAUGCUCCUGUCCCUCCUGCUGUUCCUUCCAAUGUGACACCGGUUCUUCCUGGUUUCGGCCCUGUUGAUCUCCUCGAAUUUCGUGUCAAGGAGGACCCUCGUGGCGAUAUGGAUGCUUGGCAAGAGUUGAUUGCCUCUCACAGAGACUUCAGCCCACUGGAAAAGGCUCGAAGUACUUAUAACCGCUUCGUAGAGAUCUUCCCACAAGCUGCUGAUAAAUGGGUUGAAUGGAUUGAACUGGAGCUGAAAUAUAACAAUUUUGUCGAAGUCGAGCAGCUGUUUGGAAGAUGUCUCAUGCAGGUUCCCAACGUGAAGCUGUGGACAGUCUAUCUAGACUAUAUUCGUCGUCGCAACGACUUGAACAAUGACCCGUCUGGCCAGGCUCGCCGUACCGUUACUCAGUCCUACGAAUUUGUGAUUGACAACAUUGGCGUGGACCGAGAUUCUGGUAAUAUCUGGCAGCAGUAUGUCCAGUUCGUCAAGAAUGGGCCGGGUCAAAUUGACGGGACAGAUUGGCAAGACCGACAAAAGAUGGAUCAGUUGCGCGGGAUAUACCGACGCGCUGUCGCCGUUCCCAUGUCGACCGUCAAUAACCUCUGGAAGGAGUAUGAUCAAUUCGAAAUGGGAUUGAACAAGAUGACUGGUCGCAAAUUCAUUCAGGAACGUUCGCCAGUCUACAUGUCAGCCAAGAGCGCCAACAUUGCCCUAGACAAUAUCACCCGGCAUCUUGACCGCACAAACCUUCCAAGGCUCCCACCUGCUCCAGGUUUCAACGGCGACCAGGAGUUCAGAGAUCAAGUUGAAAUGUGGAAGAAAUGGAUUGCCUGGGAAAAGGAAGAUCCGCUUGUUCUGAAGUCUGAUGAGCCCAAGGCAUACAACCAGCGAGUUCUCCAUGUCUACAAGCAAGCAUUGAUGGCACUUCGAUUUUGGCCUGAAAUCUGGGUCGAUGCAGCGGAAUGGUGUUUCCAAAAUGAUAUCCGUGAAAACGACAAAGAGAUGGGCACGGAACUGCUAGUGGAGGGUAUCAAGGCAAACCGCGAGAGUGUGUUGCUUGCAUUGAAGCACGCGGACCAUAUCGAGGUUAACUAUCCAGACAAGGAGGUCGACAAGGCGGAGUUUGCGCAAGCUGUUCGCAAGCCUUACGAUGACGUGCUUGAAACUCUGUACGAGAUGGGCGACAAAGUCAAGGAGCGGGAAAAGCUGGAAAUCUCAACACUGAAGCAAGCGGCGGCACAAGAUCCAGUCCAAACAUCCAUUGAGGAAAACGAUGAUGAUGAAGACAACACACCUAAACGUUCACCCACGGAGGAGCGCAUCCUUGCCAUCCAGAAGGGAUAUGCUGCCGAAACACAACUUCUAUCCAGGACAAUCUCAUAUGUAUGGAUUGCUCUGGCACGAGCCAUGCGUCGCAUUCAAGGCAAAGGUAGUCAGGCAGAAGGUGGCUUGCGCAAAGUCUUCACCGAUGCUCGCCAAAAGGGACGACUCACGAGUGAUGUUUACGUCGCCGUGGCAUUACUCGAGUCCGUUGUCUACAAGGAUCCUGUAGGCGCCAAAAUCUUUGAAAGGGGUGCGCGUUUAUUCCCCAACGAUGAGAUGUUCAUGAUAGAAUACUUGAAGUAUCUCCACUCGAAGGAUGACACAACCAAUGCCCGUGUUGUUUUUGAGACCUGUAUCAACCGCCUGGUUUCGAAUCCAGACACCUUAGCAAAGGCCAAGCUGCUUUACGCUUAUUUCCAUAAAUAUGAAUCGCAGUAUGGCGAGUUGUCACAGAUUUCCAAGUUGGAGGACCGAAUGGCGGAGCUGUUCCCAGAGGAUCCUAAGCUCAAGUCGUUUGUAGACCGAUUCUCGACUGAGAAGUUUGAUCCGAUUGCUACCCCCAUCAUAAUCUCCAAGACAGCUCAGAUGCGACCAAAGCAGAUUGUCCCUGUGGUUCAACAUCAACAUCAGCAAUCCAUCUCGCUGCGAAACAGUCCCAUGCCAGUUCGGCAGGAACAAAACCCCCGUCCUCAGUAUGUUCGGGCAACUGCUUCACCUAAACGGCCUCUUGCUGUUGAUGAUGAAGAGCUCAACCCACCCAAGCGACUUGCCAGAGGCGCUUCACCGCUCAAGGGCGCUGCAGGACGCCGCCUUGACCAACAACGACGGAACCAGGCAUCGGCGUUACACAGAGACAUCACUUUCUUGCUCAACAUCCUACCGUCGUCGCAAAGCUAUGAUGCCCAACGUUUCAACUCUGCAGCCUUGGUAUCCAUUCUCCGAGAUACUGAAAUCCCUGACUUUGCUACACUGAAGGCUGCCGGUGGUGGCCAACCGCGCUUUGGCAAUCCCACCCAUACACGACAACCAUCGGGAGAGUUUGUCAAUCGACCACUGAGCCCAUACGGAAGGAUGUCAGCCGCAGCUGGUGGGUAUAGGAACUCGCCAUUGCGACCGGAGACGGGAAAUGCCUAUCAAUCAAACCCGUACCCUCCGCCUGAAGCAAGUGGCCAGCAACCCACAUGGCCACAAGCACCUGGCGGAUACGGUGCGCCAGCGCCUGGACAAUUCGGAGGGUAUCGAUACUGA
Messenger RNA from Fusarium graminearum PH-1, 2994 nucleotides. Its product is annotated as mRNA 3'-end processing protein RNA14. Gene Ontology annotation, molecular function: protein binding; mRNA binding. The record is from RefSeq and is a predicted model, not a curated record. Gene Ontology annotation, biological process: mRNA 3'-end processing. The coding region runs from base 1 to 2994 and encodes 997 amino acids. NCBI's taxonomy places the organism in Eukaryota, Fungi, Ascomycota, Sordariomycetes, Hypocreales, Nectriaceae. Gene Ontology annotation, cellular component: nucleus. The transcript is spliced from 4 exons.